This is a messenger RNA of Geodia barretti, 11105 nucleotides long. The record is from the annotation of a GenBank genome assembly. Lineage: Eukaryota; Metazoa; Porifera; Demospongiae; Tetractinellida; Geodiidae.
GACCCCAAUGGAGCCCUACAGUUUGCCGUGGGAAGUCGCUCUGUGUCAGUGCUAGAGCCAGAGGAUGGAGCCUCAGUCUCAGUCAGUUUGGUAGUGGAGAGAACUGGAGGAGCAACUGGUGUGGUGGAAGUCUCCUGGACUCUCACUUCACAAACGGGGAUGAUCCUUCGCUGGACAUUGUGCCAGUGUUCAGGGACUCUGCCAGUACAUCAGUGGAGUUACCCAGCCGUCUAUCACUCCUAUAAUCACCCCGACAUCAUCCCUGAAUUGCUGAGGGAUUUACUGUUGGUCUAUCGGAAGCAACAGGUGGUGCUAGAGUGGGAGGUUUCGCUAGAGCCACUUGUGACUAUUGAAGCCAACGAUAGUCCCAAUGGUUUCGUGUCUUUCGAACAGUCCCACAAUUGUGGCAACAGAAGACGAUACUGACACUGUUGUUAUGAUUCGUGUCGUCAGAAAGUGCUGGAUUGUUUCGCAACAUCAGUGUCAUCUAUAGUACUGCAGUUUCUUCUCCGUCGUCUGCAACAGCUGGAAUGAUUACGCCUCAAUCACAGGGAAGAAGUAAUCAUUGAGGAAGGAUCCUCAAGUGUAAAUAUUCCGGUCACAAUUCUGGCAGACGAACUCCCAGAGCUGGACGAAACUUUCCAACUCAGUUUGGUCAGUGUCUACUUCACCGAGGAAGUCCCUGAAGAUAUGGGAGAUGGUGGGCCUCAAUUGGGGGAGAUCACUGUGUCGGAGAUCGUAAUCAGAGAGAAUGAUGAUCCCUACGGGAGAUUCCGUAUAGCAGGAGGGAGUGGCGAGAGCGUUGUUCGAGUUCCCGAGGCGGACAGUCUCGGAGUGAGUCUGACAGUCACCAGGGAGGCCGGGAGAGUGGGGACAGUAGAGGUUACCUGGAGUGUGAGCGGAACUGCAGAAGAAAAUGUGGACUUUGCAGGAAGUGGAGCUGUUUUGACAUUUGAUGAGGACACCACACAGCGCACAGUUUCACUCAUCAUCUAUGAGGACACGCUCCCGGAGAGAGACGAAUACAUCGUUGUUUCUCUGUCAAACCCCACGGAGGAGCCGUCCUGGCAUCUGAUGGGGGGAGCGAGGCGACGGUGGUCAUUGAGGCAAACGAUAACGCUGCUGGAAUCGUGGGACUCGUGGAUUCAGCUCGUUCUGUCAUCGUGGACGAGGGGGGCACUGUCAGCCUGGGUCUGGAGAGGAGUCUGGGGAACCUGGGGGUGGUGGAGGUGACUUGGGAGAUCUCUGGACCUGGAAACGUGUCACUGGAGUUUGUUCCUCAUCAGGGACCGCAACCUUCCAAGAGCGGUUCUAACUCAACGGAGAUAGUGUUCAGUGUAGCAGCAGACGGAGACACCAGAACUGGCCGAGGAAUACUCCCUGAGUCUGACUGGAGUUCAGACAUCUCACUGAGGACAUUUCCGAGACGGGCAGAGCAGUGCUGGACACCAGUGCCACCAUGGCCACCGUAACUCUGAGGGCCAGUGACAACCCUCACGGAGUGGUGGAGUUUCAGGAGAUGUUUGUGGAGACAGAGGAGAGCGUCGUCUCUUCCUAACUAUAGUCAGAGAGUUGGAGCUAUCGGUGCUGCUUGAUGUGGCGUAUGAAGCUGUGAUGGGCAACGUCAGAACACUGGCAGGCAACUCCACUCUGGCCACUCCAGGGCUUGAUUUCAACAACUCCAACAGGACCAUUAGACUGGAAGAUGGGCAGCUAUCAGCAACCGUUCUGGUGCCCAUCAUCAACGAGACAGAACCGGAGCUGUCAGAAAUGUUCCUGGUCCGGUUGAGUUCUGUUACCCUCGAUCCCCAGUGAGGAACGGGGAUGUCCCUCCAUCAAUUGGGCACUAAUAACCAGGUUCAAGUGACAAUCCUACCAACGACAACCCAGAGGGAUCCUCAACUUUGUCUCAGAGCAGUGUGACAGUGCUCAGAGGACGUGGGUGAGGUGGAGCUGAUUGUACGUCGAGAUCAGGGCACCGUCGGUCGCGUGUCUGCCUUUCUCUUCCUCAUCGACAGAGGAGCCACACCUGACCAGGACUAUAUUCAUACCAACCUGAGAUGAUAGUGUUUGAAUCAGGGGACUCUGAGGAGGCAGUGCUGGUGACUAUAGUGGAUGAUAGUGAGCCAGAGCUCGGCGAGACUUUCUGCAUCCGUCUAGAGUUACCCGGGGGAAAUGCUGAGAUUGGGGACACCCCAGAAGUGUGUGUGACUAUUGACAUAAAUGACAAUGCUUACGGACAGUUCAGUUUUGACUCUGGAUCAGUGGCUGUGACAAUUGAUGAGGCGGGAGAGAUUAUCACCGCAGCCAAUGUUGCUGAGUUGAGGGUGGUUCGAAAUGGUGGAGUUAAUGGAAUAGUCUCCAUCCCUUUUGAACUACAGCAGAACACCAGUUAUGAUUUGUCAAUCUCGCCUUCAUCUGGCCUCUUGGUGUUUGCCGAAGGACAAGACUUUGGAAUAAUAGGGGUGACUGCUGUACGGGACGACAUCCCAGAACUGAGUGAGACAUACACGGUAUCUCUUCUGGACCCAUACAACAUAGGAGACCUCUCUGCUGUCAAUCACACUGCUAGCGUCACCAUCAGACCUAAUCAGAAUCCACACGGCCUCCUUGAAAUCUACUUCACUGAUAGAAACUCUAGUGAGUUAGUUGUUGAGGAAGAUGUUCGAUAUGUUGCACUGGAGAUAAGAAGAUCUGAUGGAACUUUUGGAGAUAUUUCUGUCGAUCUCAACACAAUUGCUGGAUCUGCUAUUUCACCCACUGGUGAUACCCUGUCUUUCAGUGUGACACAACUCCUAGACACAACUGGGGCUAGGAAAUGGUACCAGUUUACACGAACUGGGACCCACUACCUGUUCCUAGCCGGCAGUGGAAACUCUGUGCUCUAUGAAUGGAGAGGAGCAUUCGUACCUGUGCAGACUCUAUCAACUUAUGGUGCAUCAGCUGCCACCUUCUUGAGUAUCGACGGCCGAGAUUUCCUAGUGGUUUCUGACUAUGAAACAAAUUCUACUGUAUACGAGUUCUCUGGAAGUAGUCUACUAGAAGAGGUCCAAAGUAUUGCUACAGAGGGUGCCAGUGAUGUAGUAUCUCUGGUGGCACCAAAUGGAGUGCAGUAUGUGGUCAUUGCUAGCAGAGAAGACAACGAUGGAAGUCCCAACACUGACUCUGUUGUGUUGGAGUGGAGUGAGGGGAGAUUUACUCUCUUCCAGUCCCUAACUACCAUUGGUGCUUCGGCCGUGGAUGUACUGUCCAUUGGAGGGACACAGUACCUUGUCUUCUCCAGUUUCACUGACACGAGGUCCCCAAUCUAUGUGUGGGCAGUUGAUAGGUACAGACUGGAUCACAACAUAGACACACUGGGAGCCACUGAUGUGGAGUCAGUUGAUAUCAAUGGGGAUGUCUGGCUUGCUGUUGCAACUGGCUCAUCUGGAGUUUCACUCUUCCAGUGGUCAGCUGAUGAUUCCCGUUUUAUCUUCAAUUCGACUCUUAGCUCAGAAAAUGCCCUUAGUGUUGAGAACAUUCCAGAAACAGAUCUCCUGCUGGUUGCCAACAGGGAAGGACCUGGACAACUGUUUUCUCUGUCAAUCUUUAGCGAACAGCAGGAUGUGAACCUGCCUGUGGCGCUACAUCUGUAUCCAUUCUCCCUGGGACCCCAAACUGUCUACAUUGCAUCAGCCGUCAAUGGCUCCACAGGGCCGUCCUCCAUUGGACUGCUUCAGGAAGUAGACUCAACAACUGACUUUUAUGCAAGGUCCGUAACACUGACCUUUGCCCCUGGUCAGACGUACCACUACCUGGUGGACGAGAUCAUUGAUGACACUAGUCCCGAGCUGGACGAGGGGUUCAGUAUUGGUCUCUCCAAUCCCACCGGAGGGGUCGUUCUCGGGACACAGAGCUCUCUAACUGUCACCAUCCUAACCAAUGACGAUGCCUAUGGGCUAGUAGGAUUCUCUGAAGAUUCUCUGUCGGUCUUGGCCCCUGAGACUGAGGCCAGCUCCGAGGUGGCCCUGAGUGUGGUGAGGGAGAGAGGGACAUUCGGUGAGGUUCGAGUCUCCUGGCAAGUCAUGGGAGAACACAGCAAUGGAGAGAUCUCUCCUACCAGUGGAGAGGUGGUGUUUGCUGAAGGAGUCUCCGAAGCCACCAUCACUGUGACCAUUCACCCGGACCUGCUUCCAGAGUUGAAUGAAGUGACUGUCAUAGAGCUGGUAGAAAUCACUGAGAACGGGGUUCCCCCUGGAUCUGAUGCCACUAGAGGAGCUAAGUUUAUCUCUGGUCGGACUGAGUCGGUCAUCACUGUUCAAGCCAACGAUGCACCACACGGUGUACUGGUGUGGUCAGCCACCAGAGUCCAAGUCGAAGAAGUUGACGCUGUGGACAAUGUUGUCCAGCUCACCAUUCUGAGGGAGUUUGGCAGUAUCGGUGCCAUCUCAAUCACAUACAGCACGUUGGCCGACACCAGUGUUCCAGUUGAAGAUCAGGCCACUCCAGGAACAGACUUCUUGCAGAUAGCUGGCAGUGUGACAAUGGCAGACAAUGUUACAUCAGCCACCGUCUUUGUUACAAUCCUCCAUGACAAUGAACCAGAAUUGUUCGAGACCUUUUGGGUGUCCCUGACCAAUGUGACACUAAUUAACGAGGAAGAUAGACAGGGUAGCACCUCAAAUUCCCCUCGACUGGACGUGGACUUGGCCACAGUGACUGUAGAGAUUGCCGAGAAUGAUAAUUCCCGUGGUCUCCUCCAGUUUGUCGUGAGUCAACUGAGCGUCGAUGAGGAUGUGGGGAGCAUUCAGCUGGUGGUUGAGAGAGGUGACGGUGUGUUUGGCAGAGUGGCAGCAGAUUUUAGUGUGGCUGGGAUUAUGGCCGACUCGGAUGACUUCAGUCCGCAAUCAGGGACGGUGGAGUUUGAAAUGGCCGAGACCUCCAACAACAUCACCGUCUACGUCGUCAACGACUCUGAGCCAGAGUUGGAGGAGUCCUUCGUAAUUUCUCUGGUGAACCCUCAAGAUGGUGCUGCUAUUGGUGACAUGAACUCCGUCGUAGUAACAAUCAACAGAAACGAUGACGUCAACGGGGCAUUUUCAUUUGACAGUGUCCUUAUUCUGCUCCCAGAGAGUGAGGGUCCUGACGAUCCAAAUGGAGUGGCCACCCUCACAGUGCUACGUUCGAGUAGCACAGUGGGUGAGGUGACUGUCUACUGGAGAGUCAGUCAAGACGGGCUCAUGGACCUCCAGCCUGCCAGUGGGAACCUCACCUUCAGAGAUGGUGAGAGUGAGCAGUCAUUCCAAGUGCGUGCUGUUGCUGACGGGAUCCCAGAACUGUUUGAGUCGUUUCUGGUGGAGCUGGUGUCCACUGAGGGGGGAGGGAGGAUAGCUGACCCAAGCGAGGCCAGAAUAGCGAUCCAGGCCAGUGACGACCCCAAUGGAGUGGUUGGGUUCGACAGCUACCCCAAUGGAAUCAUCACUAACGAGGGGGACCUACUCACAUUCAGGAUUCUCCGAUCGGCUGGUCUCAUUGGUGAGGUGACAGCGACGUGGAGAAUAACUCCCUCAGACACAACAGUCUUCACCACUGCUUCUACCACUGUGGUGUUUGCUGACGGGCAGUCUGAGGCUGUCAUCACUGUUCAGACCAUUUCUGAUGAUAUUCCCGAGACUGCUCGUUUAUUUUCGCUGGAGAUCGAAUCAACUGGACUAGCAGUAGUCAACGAUAGUCUGUCGCAGGUGGACGUCAUUGUCAGAGCCAGUGAUGAUCCCCAUGGAGUGGUGGAGUUUACCCAGCCCUCGGCAGUGGUGACUCCAGAGACUGGUCUCACUCUCUCAGUUCCCAUUGAGAGACUCAACGGACUUGUCGGAGAUCUCGUCCUCAAUUUCAUCAUACUUCAGUCUUCAACGGCAUCAAGUCCCGAAGAUUUUAUUCUCCUUAAUCAUAGCAUUGUCAUACCAGCCAACACAGGUUCAUCAGAGCUCCUGGUCACUAUCAUUGACGACGUUCUUCCAGAGUUGGCAGAAACCGUCUCCCUCUCACUGUUGUCUGUGGAGCUCGCACAAGACAUCGACGGCGGCAGGGACUUUAAUUUCUCUGGAGACCCGGCCACUAUUGACCAGUACCCCAGACUGGGUACCGUCACGCAGUACACCGUCACAAUAGCCGAGAAUGAUGAUCCGUACGGCGUGGUUUCUCUGACUGAAUCGACACUGUUUGUCAGUGAGGGAGAGACUGCUCUCCUGACAGUCCAGAGGGCCGGAGGAAGCUUUGGUCUUGUCAUCCUGACAGUCUCAGUUACUUCUGGCUCUGCAAACGCCGCCACCGACUUUUCUGAUGUGUCUGGUUCGCUAGUACGACUGUCCCAGGAUGAGACCACGGCUACAAUUGCCAUUCCUAUCAUUCAAGACACUACCCCUGAGCUUCAGGAGGAUUUCACGGUGUCGAUUGCUCUAUCCUCUUCUUCGAGCCCGGCUGUCCUGGGUGCCAUCACAUCAGCAACUGUCGUCAUCGAUGCAAGUGAUUCUCCACACGGGGAAGUUGGGUUUGUGGACCCACUGGUGUACCGUGAACACAACCCCGAGGACGUCCCAUCACUCUCACUCUGUCAGUAGAGAGAGAGUUUGGACACAUUGGACAAACAGAGGUGUUUUGGGAGGUAGUGGGGCCCUAUCCAGGCCAGGAGAUGUCAGAUAUCUCUCCAACUGGAGGUACACUCACCCUACAGAAUGGACAGAGUGUUGGCCCAAUCAUACUGGACAUCCUGCCAAGCCAAGAGAUGAGGAGGAGAAGACAUUCACAGUGAAUCUCCUGUCAGCCUCAAACGAGGUCGAAAUUGACCCCGACAGGCAAUCAGUCACCAUCACUGUGGCCCAGAGAGGGAUGCCAUACGGAACGAUUGGGUUCUUUGGAGAUGUUCUCCAGCUCCACAAGGUGGACGAGGGAGUGGGGAGUCAGAGUGUGGCCUUUCCCAUUGCUCGCACAGCUCCCGCACUGGGAGAUGUCCACAUCUCCUUUGUGGUCACUGGAGUGACCGAUCCCAGUCUAGACGUGUACCCGUCCUCAGGAACUCUCCUGCUGGCCUCUGGACUGAGUCGAGUAGACUUGAAUCUCGAGAUCCUGGAUGACAGCGACCCAGAGCUUGAAGAGACCUUCACCGUCAUACUCUCUCAGCCAAUUGGUGGAGCCACCCUCAAUCCCCUUGCUGCACAAUCUACUUUCAUUAUCAGGGCAAACGAUGCACCAUACGGGAGAUUCAACAUCACCCAGCCCUCGAUAUCUGUGGAUCAAGCAAAUUUCCCAGAGAUCUCGCGUACUUUUGCCUACACAAUUGUGAGGCAGAAUGGACUCAUUGGAGAUGUUUUGCUCAACGUCCUCACCACUUACACCCCUGAUCCAGCUGCUGGAUAUGUUGAAGAGUUUUCUGCUGUCAUUGCGGAUGGGAGGCUGGAGCUGCAAGUGGAGCUACCUGUGUCUCCCACUGCCUGCAUAGCCCCUGGUUCUCUCUUUACCAUCUCCAUCACCGGUGCCUCACUGCAAGGCCUAGAAGGUUUGUGCAGUAUACCAGGUUUUUCGCCAGCAAAAACCUGUUUGUCGAAAUCCAAGGACUGAUAAAUUUUACACCAUUAACACUGUGUGUCUGGGUCACGCAAGAACAAACAUUAGCCCAUGAAAAUCCAUUUUACUUACUUGAAUGAAAACUAAAAAUAAACACUAUAUAGCUGUAUCACAGUAUAUACCUUGUGUGUUUCUAUGUUCAGCACAAGAAGGGUUUGGACCGGAAAUCGUAGGCCCAGCAGAACUUGUGGUGACUGAUAGUGUGGGCAACGCUCUGAUUGGCUUCAACUCCAGCUCACUAGCAGCCACCAUUGAUGAGGACUCCACAGAAGGGAACAACGUGGCCCUGACGGUGGUACGUAGAGGAGAGCUGGGUACAGUGAUGGUCUACUGGAUGACAGGGCUACCUGGCUCCCCUCUCACAAACGGCUCCAUCACUCCAGUGCACGGGAGCUUCCAGAUGUCACCCAGUGACACCUCGUCCCAAAUCCUCUUGACUGCAACACCACGCUCCCCUCAUGGAGUCCCAGAGGUGUUUGCAGUGUGGCUGACUGUAGAACCAGUUGUCCCACUCUCUCUGCCAGCCAAGGUCAAUCCCACCACUGGUACAUCUCUCCUUGAGCCCAGUGGAGUGGUCCAGUUGGCAGCCAGUGUCUUCUCUGGAGUAGAAAGCUCUGGAAAUAUCCAAGUGACUGUCCAGAGAUACUAUGGGUCAAUGGGGAGCAUCCAGGUGUUUGGAAUGGCUACAGUUGCAGGGAACUCCUCUGUCCCAGCCAACACAGAGGCUGCUGUUGAUAACACCGACUUUGCUGCCACUCUGGUACAAGUGACCGUACCUGACGGGAGCACGUCUGGCGUCCUUUCUGUGCCAGUGUUUGACAACCAGGACUCUGGCCCUCUCAAAGUCUUCCAGUUCACCCUCACCUCUGUGGUGGAGGACUAGCUGAAUCAUCUCCAAGACUAUCGACAGUUGGACCUCUAUCAGCUCUGCUGACAAUAAUAGACGAUGAGGCGGGGGCAGGUCUGUUCCGCCUGGAGCCGACGUCGGACACAGUGGAGGAAGAGGACAGGAGGUUCUCAUUCUCCAUCUCCAGGGAGGGAGGCAACCAGGGAGGGUGGCAGUGGUGGUCCAGACCGUGGAGGGAAACACUCAGGAUGAAAGUAGUGAGCCAGCGACAGAUGGGGUAGACUACACUGGUCUCCCUCCUCGAGAGGUCGUUUUCGAAGACGGCGACUCAGUCACUAAGAUCUUCUCCAUUAGCCUGACCGACGACACAGAACCUGAAAUAGACGAAUACUUUACUGUGGUCCUCUCUAAUCCACCUGGUGGCUCGGCCCUCAUUGACCCUAAUGCUGACAGGGCAGUGGUGACGAUAUCAGCCAGCGACAGUCCGGGAGGAGUGUUCUCCCUCUCUCCAACAGCCAUCACCCUCUCCGAGGAGACUGCCUCAACCGGCAGCCUCACAGUCCAGAGGACUGGUGGAACCCUCACACAAGUCGAGAUAGAGUGGGAGGCUGCGUAUACAGACGGGGAGAUCCACGACACGGCCAUCAACAGAAUACUGGGACAGGACAGAGCUACCCUGACUUUCCCUGUGGGAGUCACUUCUGUUGAUAUAAACCUUACUCUCCAGCCCAAUAGCGUGCCAGUGAGUGGGGAGGUCUUUACCCUGCGUAUUCAGUCAGACGACGCCGGCAUUGAAUUUGGUCAAGACACGGAGGCCACAGUCACAGUGCAGGCCAAGCAGUCUUCUCUCUUCCAGAUCACUGCUCCAGACAUUAAGAAGGUGGUGACAGAGUCUGGAGGUGUGACAGUGGGUGUGGAGAGGUUGAACGGGACACAGCUGACAGCCAGUGUCCAGUAUGCCACUGUGGAGCUGCCAGGGAACAGAACCAUUGGACAGUUGACUGUGCAACCAGCUCAGUUUGGAGUCCACUAUACUGCGACUGCUGGGAGUCUCACUUUCACAACAUCUGCUAUUUCAGCAGACAUCCCACUCAAUGUGAUAGAUCCCAGAAGUCGCUUACCCUCGAGCGUUCAAUGUUGUCAUUUCAACCUCCGAACCACAUGAUGUGACGAACUCUGAGGCUACUCUGGUUCUCUCUCCUCCCGGGGCCCUCAGUCGUCUCAUCGAUAUCUACUUCAACACACUAGAAUCGUCAACUACAGCCCAACUCGAAAGUGUGACAAACAGUCUGUAUAAGCUGCUGAGUGAGGGUACACUGGUUGGGAGCCAGGUUCAGUUUGUGAAUGGAGAAAACCAGCUCCAGUUUGAGGUGACACAGUACAUCCUCCGUGAGGUCACCACCAAGGCCAGUGGCAGGUACACAAACUCACUGACUGGGAACAUGUCAGACAUCUUUCAACUCGUCCUGGACGAUGCGACGUUUUCCGGGAGAAGCGAGUUUGUGGAGACGAUGAAGUUGUUUGGUUACAGUCUUCUGGACGGAGAGCCUUGCAACACUGAUUUUCCAGUGACAAAGACACUGUCGCGACUGUUGUUCCAUCUUGUGGUAGAGAGGCUCCCUCCCGCCAGCCUAGCCCAGAGGAGGUUCACCGCCAGCUUCAGCAGUGACAACGACGACUUUGUCAAGUUCCCCAGCGACAGCAUCUUCCCGGGCAGCUCCCUGGCUGGCAUUGAGUGUGUUGAUGUUCACUAUAUUGAGUUGGUGGAGGAGAGAAUAUUGCGAGAGUCAACACUUGACAGCAAGGUACUGUCCAUUGGUAUUCGAGGCCAGUCCUCCCAGACACAGAGUCCUGUGACCUACCGCAUCUAUACCGACACUAAAGUCAUGCCACUGGAGAAUGAUUGUCUGCUGUGGAAUAGAACCUUGAGGACUUGGGAUGACAAAACCUGCAGAACUAUCAGGUCUGGUAUUCUGCCCACACGGAACAGCUACGUGGAGUGUGAGUGCAAUAGACUGGGAGAGUUUGCAGUUGUGGAGGACGUGGAGAGAGGCUACGGUUGGACCCUCUCUGCUGGAUUGAUUGCGGCUUUUGUGGCUGUUGUUACGAUGAUGGCGAUCUGUGUCCACGUGUGCUACUUUCAGAGGACUCAGCUUGUCACCAGGAUCUUUGUCAUGCUCUGUGUCUCUGUUCUACUCUACCAGGUGAUGUUGCUGGUGUCAGUGUUUGCCAGUGACCAGCCAGACACCACAGAGAGUGGCUGCACUGCCAUUGCCAUCGUCCUCCACCUCACAGUCAUCCUCCAGUUUGCCUGGAUCCUUGCUUUGGCUGUGUCACUGUGGACCAACUUCAUGGGCAUCACUGAUGGAAAGGAGCCACUUGUCAUCUAUACCAUUGUCUGCUGGGUGGUGGCCAUUCUGUGGGUAGUAUCGACAAUACUGAUAGGGAGAUUGGUCUCAAUGGUCUGGAAUUUUCAGAUGUGUAUGGUCUCGCUGGAGACUUCUGCUACACACCAGAGUUCUCAGUGUCCCUGGUAUCAACUCUGCUGCCAGUGGUGCUGGCUAUGCUAGCCACCAUUGCCUUCCUCUCGCACUCCUGCGUCUACUGGUCUCGCUGGGAGGACUCCACAACAUGUACCUCGACUCCUUCAACAAGACAG